AUGCAAAGACUGACUAAUCAAUUUUCAAACUUAGAAAACAUUGGCAAUCUAGAGCUUCAGCUUCUGAGCCAAUCUGCAUCCACCAAGCAAGCAAAAUCUGACACUGCUAGCAAGAAAGCUACACUAUCAAAAUACCAGGAGAAUUUCAAUGAAGCAGAGGGCCUAGAAGGACUUGAAUUCUAUGAUGAUUUGUCGUUCUCAAAGUUGUCAAGCACAAACGUAAUUGCCAAAUCAUUACCAAUACUAGUACGUGAAGGUAAAGGUGAUGAAUCACCAUUUAUGAAAAGACUUCAAGAGAAAUCAGGAUCAGGCUCACACUUUGCUGACUACGCUGGUGACUUCCGGUCUCCUCGGGAUCAUGGUACUGCGAUCAAAGAUCAAUCAAGAAAUGGCAAAUUCCACGCGACGCAUCAACUUCAAGAAAUACCCGAGAUGAAGCUCAACAAUUUUCAUGAAUCCACUCCUGCAAAGUCAUUUGGAGAUAUAAAGUCUACACCGAAACAUAAAAGGACUACUUCGGUGAAGUUUUCUUUGACACCUGCACAGAAAACACAACCCAAGAGUGAUGUACACACUCAGACAGCCCUUGACAAUUUUGAAUUUGGUACCUUGAUAGGAAAUGGUGCAUUUGCAAGUGUCUACGAAGCAAAAAACUUGGCAACUGGUCAAAUUGUUGCAAUCAAACAAAUACGGCUUGAACAGGAUCAAGACGUUGGUGCAUUAAUGGGAGAGAUUGAUCUUUUAAAGAUUUUGAAGCAUCCAAAUAUAGUCAAAUACCAUGGUUUUGUUAAAAUUUCUACUUCCUUAAAUGUUAUACUUGAGUAUUGUGGAGGAGGCUCACUACGUCAAUUGUACAAGAAACGAAAAAGUGGACUUCCUGAAGUUGAAAUUAUUAAUUACGUGAGAGAAAUAUUAGCUGGUCUAAAUUACUUGCACGAACAAGGUGUGGUACAUCGUGAUGUCAAGGCUGCAAAUGUGUUACUAAAUGACAAGGGUGAAGUUAAGUUGGCUGAUUUUGGAGUUGCUUCAAAGGUGAGCUCACAGCAUUUCACAGUGGUAGGAACCCCAAAUUGGAUGGCACCAGAAACGGUCCUCGGUGGUGAGGGGCUUUGUACUGCAUCUGAUAUAUGGUCACUCGGUGCUACAAUAAUUGAACUUUUCACAACUAACCCACCGUAUCACGAGUUGAACGCAAUGGCCACUCUUCAUGCCAUCGGCACCGAUGACCAUCCGCCUUUGCCAAAGAAUAUAUCACCAUUAGCGAAAGAUUUUUUAUUGGAAUGUUUUCAGAAGCAGUCGAAUUUGAGGAUAAGUGCAAGUUUGCUACUUAAGCAUAAAUGGUUGAACCAAGAUCUGACGGUUAGCUCAAUUCGUGAGAAAAAAAGGACAUCACAUAUUUUCCAGUCUGGUAAACCAAUUGCAUUGGGGGAUACAAACAAAGACGCUCAAAGCCAAACUGAACAGUACCCCGGAACAGUGCAACCCAAGUUUUCCAGAAGCCAAUUGAUUCUCAAAACAAAGCUUUCCAAGAAUGACCUAUUGAACAAGUUUCACGAGGAUAAAGAAUCAGAACUGUUUUCAUCAUCAGUAUUUGCAAAGGGUAAAUCACUCGCUAUUUUUAACAGAGAUUUAGAGGACACCGAGGAGGAUGAUCCAUUCUUGGAAAUCGAGGUUGACAACUUCGAUACUAAUGAAAUCGAAAUUCAGGCCAAGAUGGAAUACUUGGUAACAAAAUUAACACAAAAAUUGGAGCAAAUACAUCCCGGUAAUGUUGAUUCUGUGGAAAAUUUGAUCAAAGUGACUGGAAGAAUGCUACACUUGAUUAAAAAAUAUCCAUUUCUGCAUGACACCUUUAUUCGAGACCAUGGCGUUCUCUCACUAAUGGAGCUAUUAGAGUCACAUCAAGAUAUACCAAAACAGAAUCAACUAUGGUACUAUGCUUUAUCGGUGUUGAACUAUGUCUUUGAAUCAAAUGUGGGUCAGUUCGAGAAUUUUUGCUUUUUGGGAGGAAUACCAACAAUAGCACAUUUUAGAAGCUCAACAUAUGAUAAGAGAGUGAGGCUUGAGGUUGCAAGGUUUAUCAAUUGUUUAAAUGUUUCAAACAGUGCUUUGUCAAUGUUUGUUUCCUGUGGUGGACUCAGAUUGAUUGCCAAAUUUGUUGAAGAGGAUUUCGAUGCUACCCCUACGUUCCCCUUGGUUGCGAUUGAUACGAUCCAUAAUAUAUUAAUUAGAGAUGUUAGUCGGUCCAAGUCUGACAUAUGUCGAAUUUUGUCUAAACAUGGGGUUCUUUUCUGGUUUGUCGUGUUGUUAAACAUGCUCUUAAAGAGAUGUCGUCAAUCGAACUACGACUUGGUACAGAAAGAUGAAAUGGAGAUAGCCGCUGAUAAGGUGGUGGAUGUUCUUAAGUUCUUCAGUCAAGCGGAAACGAAGGUUAGGGUGGCUGUUGCUAAUGUUGAUAUAUUCAAGCUUUUGGUCAAGUUAUACGAUAAUUUGACAUUUACUCAGCAAAUUGUUGUUUUAAACUUCUUCAGGUCGAUGUCAUGUAUUGGAGAAGUUUUGAAAUAUCUUUACAAAGCUGAUAUAUUGGAAUUUUUGGCGAGAUUGUUGGACAAGUAUGUCCCAUCAAGGUCCAACUAUAAAGAAGUGAUUAAAAACAUUGCUCCACUUAUUUACAAUUGUCUUUCAUUAAACCACGCAAAAGAGAUAGAGUUUGUCAAUUUGGGAGCUCUUCCACAUUUGAGGUCCCUAUCAAUGGUGAAAUUGCCAUUUAGGCAAUUUAUUUUGCCUAUCGUUUGUGAGUUGGUUUACUGUGGCAAAUCGGUCCGAGCAAAGUUGAGAUCAUGCGAUAUUCUUGGUUUGUAUUUUAACUUAUUGCUUGAUCCAUAUUGGCAGUCAAAUGCAUUGGAGUCUAUAUAUGCGUGGUAUCAAAUGAGCCCUAGGCAUAUCAAAUUAGAUAGUCCACAGGCAAAUAGUUGUUUAGCUGCUGGGUUUCUUUUACCUAAAGUCGCCAGUUUGGAGUCUGUCCUUGAUGUUUACUUGAAAUUGUUGGCUAUGGAUAAUUCUUUGGUAAAGACCAUGCUGGAGGUGAACAUAGCUGAGAACAUCUUGGUGAAAUUAAGAGGCUAUCAUCAAAAUCCUGUGAUUCAAGUGCUGCUAUUGAAAAUUUUGAAAAUUAUCAUGAUAAAUGUGGUAAUUGCUGGUUUCAACUGUCAUGUAGAUAAGGAUGAGAAGAAGGUGAUGAAACUGGUGGUUGACUCAUUGCGAAAUUUGCCUUUACGUCAAACCUCGCUUUUGGUGGGGGAGAUUUCCAGUGAAAUAUUGAGUUUGAUUCAACAUCGUUGA
Molecule: messenger RNA, 3342 nt
Organism: Lodderomyces orthopsilosis Co 90-125
Lineage: Eukaryota; Fungi; Ascomycota; Pichiomycetes; Serinales; Debaryomycetaceae
Gene: CDC15
Product: serine/threonine protein kinase
Exons: 1
Coding region: 1-3342 (1113 amino acids)
Biological process (GO): protein phosphorylation
Molecular function (GO): protein kinase activity; ATP binding
Source: RefSeq, a predicted model, not a curated record